UUUACAGGCAGCCAACCAUUCCCAAUCAACCUAGACAACUGUUUGUCUUUACUGACGGAGAGGUGGGGAACACCAAAGAAGUCAUCAGUCUGGUGAAGAAGAAUUCAGGCUCCCACAGGUGUUUCUCUUUUGGAAUUGGGGAAGGGGCCAGCUCUGCUCUUAUCAACGGGUUGGCCAAGGAAGGAGGAGGUCACGCUCAGUUCAUCACAGGGGAAGAGAGGAUGCAGCCUAAAGUGAUGCAGUCGCUGCGAUUUGCUCUCCAGCCAGCUGUGGUGGACGUCUCAGUCAAGUGGGAUGUGCCAGAGGGAGUUUCUGUUGGUGCUCUCUCCCCACCAAUCACAACACUUUUCCAGGGUCAAAGGUCGCUGAUUUACGCCCAGCUUACUGGACAGAGUUCAGAGGCAGCAGAGGGCUCUGUGACAGUAAAGUACAGCCUAGCAGGUCAUCCCUGUCAGAACCAGCUCCACUUCAGUCUCACACCUGCAGACGACACUGGAUUAACAGUUCACAGGUUGGCUGCUUGGACUCUGAUCCGCUCCCUGGAAGUCGAGGAGGAAAAGGAAGGAGGAGAGCACAAUGAGGACGUGAAGAAGACGGUGGUGGAGCUCAGUGUCCAAUCAGGAGUGAGCAGUGCCUUCACUGCCUUUGUUGCUGUCAACAAAGGCAACGGCGAGGCGAUUCAAGGACCUAUGGCUAUUGUAAAUGUCCCAGUAUCCACUACCAGAUUUCUUCCUAGUUAUGUGUGUGCUCCCGAUGACCCUGUGCUAUUGUCUGCAGAAUUUGCUACCAGAUGUGUUUCUUAUAAAUUGUGUGCUCUCGAUGACCCUGUGCCAUAUUUUACAGAAUCUGCUUACAGAUAUGUUUCUUAUGGUCUGUUUGACCCCAGUGACUCUGUGCCAUGGUCUACAAAAUUUGACUCUGCAAUAACGAAGGUACAAUCAGUUUUCAGCAGAAUUAGCAGCUCCUUUAAGCGUGGUAAGAAGGCCUCAUCUCAGACCAAUGCUCCAUGUGGGGUCGCAGGUACCUUCCUGCGACUGGUCUCCCUCCAGAAGGCGUCUGGCUGCUGGGAGCUGGAUCCAGAUCUGGCUGCUGUACUGGGAAAGACCACCGAUGAGGUGGAAAAGUCAAAACCUGCAUCGGAGAACAAAGAAGUGUGGGCCACCAUUCUGGCUCUGAUCUGGCUUCAUGGUUUCAAGAUGGAUGCUAAGGAUGAGUGGGAGCUUCUGGCAAUGAAGGCUGUGUCAUGGCUCCGUGCUCAGAAUGCACCAUGUGUGACAGAGUGUGUAGAAGCUGGGAAUGCUCUGCUGGGUGUCAACGUGCAGAAAGAUGCCCUGGGACUCUGAAGUUGUCAUCAAAGCGGUUUCUCUUUAGGAUUGGUAUACAGAAGCAGAUUUACUUGAGCCUCUGCUGUAUUUUCUCAAUGUUGCACCUCAUUCUAUGCACUAUUCACAUUGCACUGCCAAACUCCAUGGAGAUGUACAUGGAGAAACACGUGUUGCACCUUGUUAUCCUUACUAUUUGCAGUGUACUUCAUCCAUCAGCCAUGUAACGGCAAAAAACAAAUGAAGCUCUUCUGUUUUAAGCUGUUUGAUGUUGCUUUUUAUCUGAAACAGUCUUUAUUCAUCUAUGAUAUUUUGACAAAGUGAAUGCAAAUGCACCAUUAAUAUGUAAACUGACAAUACAGGAGGCACACAUGCACUUGAGUGGACACUGAAACUAAUGUAUCUAUAGGCCAGAAUUACACUACUUUUCCUGUCCUGUCCUGUCCAGCCUAUAAUCCACAUAAAAAUCUAUAUGAAAACAAGAUUGUGAGCUUUGUUCUCAAUGUUGUCUCAUUACUGGGGAAGUUUUUUAAUAGAUUAAAUGCAGAUACAUUAAGACUGUCCCCAAUUGUAUUGUGUAUUUGUAUGUAUUCUAUGCUAAUAUGUCUAUGUUACUAGGGUCCGGGCAGCUAAGCUGCCAGGACACUAUUGUAAUCCUAGGUAUUCUUCUUCUUCUUCUUCUUCUCCUUCUUUCUUCUUCCGAGGAAAUCAUACUUCCCAUGGGUGAAAACUCACCAAACUUUGCACAAAGGUCCAGUCUCAUGCCAGAUAUUCUCAGCUGUAAACUCAAGCCAAUAGUCCUGAUGGUGGCGCUACAGCAAGCAUCUAAAGUUCAAAACUUUCAAAAUUCAUAAAUCAACCAUAUGUGCUACAACUUCACAACUUUCAUCAAACUGUAGCCCCAAUACUGAAGAAACGUUUGUACAUUUAAACCUAUUAAAAAUUAUGAAGUUCAUCACUGUUUUUUUUCAAAAACUCUGAAACUUCUUAAACCUAUCUCCUCCCACAAUUUUUGCUCAAUUGACACCAAUCUUGCUACAGAGCAUCUUCAGACUGUCCUACACAAACGAUCCACACGGAUUUCUGAUUUAUCGAAAAUUCAGCCUACAGUGCAUCAAAAUGUUUGACUGUAAACGGUACUGUAAACAUAUACAUGCAAAUUCUUGCUAAAUACAUCUUCAGUGUUCAUGAAAAAAUGACAAAAUUCUAGAGUCAUGGUAGAUGAUGUGUGGCAAAUUUUAGAAUUUUAUCUCAAAAACUGAAUUUCUUACAGCAUUUUGAAUUUUGCUCUAAUGUGAACAAUUGGAGUCAAUGUAAAAAUGGUAAUUUUAAACAUCAGUUUUUCAGUUUAUCAGUCAUUGUUACAAACAAAUUACCAACAUCUCCAUGCUGUCUAGAUGCAAUAUGUGUAUUUUCAGAUUUUUGUCUUAACUGAAUUUUUUACAGUGGUUUCAAAUCUGUCUUUCCAUGUACGGAUGGCUGCUUUCCUACACAACAGUGAAUGGCUUACUCAGUUUGUGAAGCCACUGUUGAGUUGCUACUUGCCAAUUAGCUCAGAGCAGUAGAUGAUCGUCUUAGGUUCCCGAGGUUGUGGGUUUGAGCCUCAACUGGUGCAGGAUCCACAUUGUAAUGUAAUCAUCGUCUUGUGCUCCAGCUUAUUGCUUAAAAUUGCCUGAGCAUGACUGAUCACUGUGCAGCAUCUUCAAGUCUUUUUUCUGCUAGAAAAUCUGCCUUCUCAUGCUUGAAAAUAAA
This is a messenger RNA of Epinephelus moara (kelp grouper), 3074 nucleotides long. RefSeq names its product von Willebrand factor A domain-containing protein 5A-like. The transcript is spliced from 14 exons. Lineage: Eukaryota; Metazoa; Chordata; Actinopteri; Perciformes; Serranidae. The coding region runs from base 222 to 1343 and encodes 373 amino acids. The record is from RefSeq and is a predicted model, not a curated record.